This is a messenger RNA of Chelonia mydas (Green sea turtle), 6694 nucleotides long. It is a transcript of the gene HPS3, whose product is annotated as HPS3 biogenesis of lysosomal organelles complex 2 subunit 1. The record is from RefSeq and is a predicted model, not a curated record. Lineage: Eukaryota; Metazoa; Chordata; Testudines; Cheloniidae. The coding region runs from base 50 to 3295 and encodes 1081 amino acids. Gene Ontology annotation, cellular component: cytoplasm. Gene Ontology annotation, biological process: organelle organization. The transcript has 17 exons.
GCACAUAUCUACCCUCCCUAGGUCUGUGCUCGUUUGGGCUCCAACGCAGAUGCUGUCCCUUUGGGAAGCACCGGCCGGCGCUGCAGGCGCUGACGCCUCUCCCCACCUGACCGGGACAGGGCGGCGCAUGUUGCGGAAGGGGCAGUCUCCUCUGCUCUCUCAGUCUGUGCGGGCGGAGUUGGUGUCUGGGGGUCCCCGGGCUGCAGCCUGCCCUGGGCCGUGGAAUGCGGGUUGGUUCCGGUGCCCCGCUCAGGAGGGCGCCAUGGUGCAGCUCUACAACCUGCACCCGUUCGGCUCGCAGCAGGUGGUGCCCAGCAAGCAGGAGCCGGCGCUGUUCUGCUGCGGCCGGGGUGCGCUGCUGGUGGCCUGCGCGGCGGCCGGCUGCAAGGUAGAGGCGUUUGCUGUGGGCGACCAGGAGCUCUGCGAGCCGCUCGGCUGUUUCAACACGCUGGGCCGGGUGCUGCACAUGGCUUACAGCGAGGCGGGAGAUUAUUUGGUGACAAUUGAGGAGAAAAACAAGGCCACCUUCCUACGAGCUUAUAUGAAUUGGAGAUGCAUGUCAACAGGGAACACUCGAGUUUGUGUCCGGAUGGUGGGUCACAAGAUGGAAGAGUCAUACAGUGAAUCUUCUAAAGUCCAGAUGUCAAUUGUGGAAAUGCCUCUUUCAGAUCCACCAUUGUGCAUUUCGUGUUGUCCUGUAAAUGGAGAUCUUCUUGUUGGCUGCAAAAAUAAACUGGUCAUGUUCUGCUUGAAAUAUCAUGUCAUAAAUCAGGAUCUGACUGUAUUGGAUUUUGAACUCUCCUUAAUUUUGCACAUCGAUAAUGUCACCCCUACAGAAGUAGCAUUUUGUGCUGGGUACAUAGCUCUAACAACAGAGUUGGAUGUUUUAAUCCUGAAGCUGGAACCUGUUCAGAAAGGUGCAGAUAAUACUGAACUAUGUGCAGAUAAAGUCAAAGCACCAGAAAAGCUUGUAGAUGAAGGUGUAAAAGAUGAAGUUCCUUCAGCCUUUUCUUCCCAGCUUGAGUCGGAUGACUUUGUCAUCUGUCAGAAGCCCAUGGAACUACUUGGGGAGGAAAGCAGACUAUGCGGAGUACUGGUAACACUGGAAUCAACAGGGUUAGCUAAGGAAGACACAGAAUAUUUCCAAGUGCGGUACCUCCUAUACAGACGUUUUACUCCAGAUCUGUCAUCUUUCGUCUUCUCUAUUGAAGAGUCCAAGUUGCACUCUCUUCAGCUACUGCCUAUGUAUCAGACAGGAAGUUCCAUGGCAGUCAAUGGAAAAACUGCAGCCAAGAAAGAAUUGCUGAGUGUCUUCUGUUUUUUCUCCUUGCCACAUGCUGGGUAUCUCUAUGCCGUUGGGAGCUUAGUAGAGCUGCUUUCUACCUAUCAGUACUCGGAAAAAUCUCAGCAGGCAGUUCUUACCUCACAAUUCCUACAUGUUAUUACAAGUAACAGCUUGCAGUGUUUCACAGUACGAUGCAGUGCAGCAGCAGCUCGUGAGGAGGACCCAUACAUUGAUACAACCAUGAAGGCUUGCCCACCUGUGUCUCUAGAUGUCUGUGCAUUAAGAAUGCAGCUUUUUAUAGGGCUGAAAGCUAUUUGUCACUUCAACAACCAUGUAAUUCUUCUGACUAAGGCAGAUAGUGAAGAUAUUACUGAAAGAAGAAAGCCUCCAAGAAGGGUCCUUUCCAGAAAGGCUGACAGUGUCAAACUCAAGACUCCACCCGAGUCUGAACCUGGCUGGAAUUUAUAUAUUGUGAACACUAUUUCAACCAUUCAGCUUUAUAAAGAAAUGGUAGACUACAGUAAGACAUAUGAAAAUGUAAGAACAGAGAGUUGCAUCCAUCUUCUAAGUGAGGCUCACUUGUUAGUCAGAGCAGCUCUAAUGGACCCCAGUCUGAUAGAAUCAGAAGAGAAAGAGAAGCUCCUGGCAGCUUUCAGAGAAAGUUGUGCUCACCUAGGAGACUGUUACAGCAGGUUUGACACAAAGGAUUCCCAUCUUGCCCUGCCUUACUACAAGAUGUCUGGCUUAUCCAUAACUGAAGUUUUGAAGAGAAUAGACUCAGUGGUAGAGGGUGGAACACAGAAAUAUGAAAAAGGAUUUAUCUUUUACUUAAAUCAUUCUCUUUAUGAAGAUUUAAAUGAAGAGUUAAGCAAAGAAUCGGCAGCCAAAGUGCUCCAAAUAUUCUAUUUCGCUGAACCAAACCAGCUGCCCCAUGUGCUCUGCAGUUCCUGCAUGAAGAAUGUAUGUCCCUUGAUGGCAAUAGAGCUUUUGCAGAAAGUGGAACUGAUUGUGCCAUCAGUGGUAUUGACGCUAACCAAAGCUGCCAUGGCUCUGAAAAUGGGAGACCUAGAGGCAUAUAAAAAUGAGAUGGACUGUUAUACAGAGAUGAGACUGGCAUAUGGCUUUAUUGGGGAACCAAGACUUCUGAGGCAGCAGACAGAAGGGCGGAUUGUUCCAACCGAACUUGCUGUUUACUUGAAGGAGACGCGGCCUGGGUUGCUGGUGGCUUCGAUGUUGGCUUUACAUGAAAACAGUAAAGUUGAAUUGGAAGAAGCAGACUCUUACUUUGAGAUGCUUUGUGGGAAGACUGAAGAUACAACCCCUCAGCUCUUAGUAGACUUCUGGGAAGCCCUCCUUGUAGCAGGCUCUGAGAAAGAAAUACUCCAGGAGGUCUUAUUCAAGCUCACUUCACAGUACAUUUGGAGACUAUCGAGGAAGCAGCUUCCUGAUACCAAACCACUGAAAACAACAGAGGAUCUGAUAAACUCCUGUAAUCAUUAUGGGUUAAUUUUCCCUUGGGUGACCUUCAUAAUGUCAUUGGGACCUGCAUGUGAUAAGUAUCCUGAAGAUCUUUCAAAACUACAGUCUCUUUUAUGUGGUCCAUCAAUCGACAUAGCUUCAGUUCUGCCAUUCUUGGAGCCAUUAUCAGAAGACAGUAAUGCUGGUCUCAGUGUCCAUGUUCUUUGCACUACGGGGGUAGGAGAGUAUGAGAAAUCCAUUGACAAGCUCCUAGAGAAGUGUCCUGAAGCACUCAUACCCUAUGCCCAGCAUGAGUUGAAAGAUGAAAAUCGGGCUCUCUGGUGGAACAAACUGCUUCCUGAACUUUGUAAACGAACCAGAUAUGUUGGGGAUGACUACUCCAUUCUCAUCUCAUCGCUGAAAGAAACUUUAUCAGUGGUUGCCAUGGAACUGGAACUAAGGGAUUUCCUUAAUGUUCUACCAGAGGAUGGGACUGCAGCAUUCUUCCUGCCACAUCUACUUCAGUGCAGCAAAAGGAAAUUCGUGACUUAAACACAAUGAAAAAUGUGGACUUGAAAGCACUGGAAUAAAUAGGCAAAACUAAAUGGUGGAAUUGUACGUGAAGUAUUGUGGGAGUCCAUCUACUUGCAAACUACCUGGGUAUAUUGUAAAAACUGGCCUUAUAUUGUAUAAUAAGAAGACAAUCACCACUUGAGGUAGAGUAUCAAUUUUGUAAAUUUAAGAAAAGCGUUCCCAGUGAUAAAAUGUCACUGAUACUGGCAAAUCGAAAGAAUCCCUGUUUAUCUUAUGGAACUGAAUAUUGUGUUAUUCAGCCAAAUAGUUGACGAAGUUCAGACAUUUCCUGAGUGAGAAUGUAUAUUCUUAAUGGAGAAAAAUAUAGCCAGAAGGAAUAUUGUACUACUUAAAGUUGCACAAAAUUCUAUCCCACUGUAGUGUUCAUGUAAAAGGUGAAGUAGGGAAUGGAAGCUGUCACUCCUGGAUCCCAUGUCUUCAGCUAGUUAGGCCCCAAUCCAAAAAUACGUAAGCUCAUGGGUGUCUUUUUAAGCAUGUGCGAAGUCUUAUUGACUUGUUCUUCCAACUGGAAUUUCUGGAGACUUGUCAUGGACUUAUAGAUAUGCACAUGCUUGAGUAGUUCAAUUGAAUUCAGGUUGGAAGAACAAGUUAAGGGGACUGCUUGCAUGCUUAGAGUUCUGCACAUGGACAAGACUUUGCUGGAUCAAGUCUUAUUCAUCAAAUGUGUAGAAAGUGGUUCCCAAGAGAAAUAACUAUCUUUCGGUAAGUAGGUCACAGAUGUUUUCUGCUGUUCAUUUCCCCUUCUCCCAUCACUAUAUUCAGUCUCUAAUGGACAACAAGCAUCUUCGCCUCUGGUUUACUUCUUUCCAGCUACAUUAUUUUCUAGAUGGCCCACCAAACUAGCUGUCUUAUGUCUUUGUUUUUACCAUGCAUUUUGAAAAGGGAUCUCUCAAUUACAGAGUCAUUUUUUCCCCUCUGUUCUGAGUCGAAAUGCCUUCUUGGUCUUUCAACUGCAAUACAAUUGGAAAAAAACUACUGUCAUAAUGAUUGUAUGAACAGUGAUAAUUAAGGUUGAGUAUUUCAUUUUCAUUGUAUGAAACUGUUUUCCAAUAUUCAAUGGUAAGAGAAGAGUUCUUUUAUACAAUGUUACUAACAACUCUAUUCUAAACAGCUGUGAGCUAACUGCAGUCAGACUAUCACAAUAAGGAUCAACCAUCUGAGAAUCUAAUUAGCUGACUAAUUGGAUUUCAUAUUGCAGUAGAGAGAACCUGGAGCGCUGGCCCUGGUGCAAGAUUUGAGGCCUAACCCAGAAGCUGUGAACCAGUCAGGCCACAUAUUAAAGCAGAUGCUUACAAGUCCACUGUCCAGUACAUAAACGUGGCAAAGUUUUUGCUAGUGUACUAGACGGAAUGGCUAGGGACAGCCCUGGGUGUGAAAGAUAUAUCUGUCAGGAGUGUGGAUUUUUCACAACCCUAACAGAUGUAGCUAUGGCGACCUAAUCCCUGGUGUAGACAAUGGCAGGCCAAUGGAAGAAUUCUUCUGUUAAUCCACCUCCCCAAAAUGUGGAAGCUAGGUCAACUACAGCAACGGGCGAACCUCUCCUGUUAGUGGAGUGAGUGAGUGUUUAUAUUGAAGCACUCCAGUGGUACAGCUGGAGCUGUGCCACUGUAGUGUUUUAAGUGCUGGUGUACCCUUACACUCCCAAACCGCCAUUAGGAAGUAUCCUCCAGAUUCUAAAUACUUAAUUUAGGGCUUAUCUACAUGAAACACUUCACUGCAGACACUCACUACAGCAAUGGGAGGGGCUCUCCAGUUGGCGUAGGUAAUCCACCUCCCCACGAGGCAGUAUCUAAGUCGACAGAAGAAUUCUUCCAUCAACCUAGCAGUCUUCACAGAGGGUUAGGUCAAUUUAACUACAUCAGUCGGGUGUGUGGAUUUUUUCCAGUCACAUAGCUGGGUCGACCUAACUUUUGAAUGGGACCCAAUCCAGUAGGUGCCCUCCGAGUAUGCCUGACAGAUCGGGUCCUGCCCGUGAUUUCGAUAGCUGAAUGCCUUUCUUCCCUGGAUGUGUGGAUAGCUCUGGGGCUUAGGUAGGAGAUAGGCACGUGGAUGCCUAGAAGGAGGCAGCAUUGCUCAUACCCAGAGGCAGGAAGUUAGGCACCCAGGGACCUUUUACCUUGAAAAACUUAGGUGCUGAGUGAGUUCAGGCACCUUCAGUGCUGGAUGGGCAUUUUGUGGGUCACAGUGGAGCCAAAACUGGGAGUUAAGUAGUUCUGUGGAUCCCACCUCACCUGCUUCAUCAGUUCAUUUCCAAUUAUGCCUGAGACACCCGUGACUCUUGAACUCUGGUGAAAGCAGCUGGGACAGAACUCUGUGAAACAGAUUUUAUGUUUUAAUUUGUAGUCACACACUGUGGUGGGUGUUCACCCCACACCAGGCCCUGAAGGGGUUAAGGUGGCUAGUGUGGCCAAUUAAUUGUCUAACCUGCACCUGGAGGAGGAGCCAGGUGAAGCCCAUCUGGACAGGAACAGCCAGGGCUUGUAUAAAGCCAGGUAGCCGAAAGAAAACGGGACUGCAAGGAGGAGGGCUGCAGUCUCUGAGGCUAGGGAGAGAGGGGAGUUUGGCUCCAAGGGAAGGGCAUACCUGGAGAAGGAGUCUGAGAAAGGCAUUUUAGGAAGCAGUGGUCAAUUAUACAGGAGGGUUUUUUAUUUAUGCAAAGAGUAAUUUAUAGGCUAUGUAUUCACAGAGCUGUUCCAAACUAUGAUCCACGUGUUACCAGGGUUGUUCUUGUGGGCCAAAUGAUGCCUUUUGUGAACCAAGUUGAGAAAGGAAGUGGUCCAGAUGUCCUUUCUUAAGAAGUGCUUCAUCAAGUAAAGACUUUGGAGAAUCCUUGUGAUGAGCCAAUUCCUUCAUUCUGCUCUGGCUGUUUUGAUUUUAUGUGUGAACUGCUCAAACAUCCUUGGGAACAAAGACUGUUGCUCUGCAAAGGGGAAAAGUGUUUCUGUAAAACCUCAUAUCAAUGCAACAAGCUAUUUUUUGUGUGUAAGAGAAGUAACACAAAAUGAUUUUUGUCAGUGCACCCAUUUUCGGGAGAAGUUAGGAUCCAAAUCCAAAACCCCACCUUAAAAUGCUGGGAGUUCAGACUGGGUUGUAUGUUGUGACUUGAGUCAAUCUCUGUAUCAUUAUGAGGGAUCCAUUUUACUACGUAGGUGUGUAGGGUAAAAUCUGUUUUAUAUAUCUCACAGUAUAUUGUGUAAAUCAACUUUUACUUUCUGUACAAGUCUGGUAUAAGCUAUACUUGUACUCUGUUUUCUAAACAAGAUUUAUUUACAAAAGUUAGAUGCAUUUUCUGGUAUUCAUGCUAAAUCAUGUACACUUUUAAAUAUAGAUCAAGGGUUAAAGAUGCUUUAUUACCCA